This is a messenger RNA of Cataglyphis hispanica, 558 nucleotides long. Its product is annotated as histone H2B. The record is from RefSeq and is a predicted model, not a curated record. Gene Ontology annotation, molecular function: protein heterodimerization activity; DNA binding; structural constituent of chromatin. Gene Ontology annotation, cellular component: nucleosome. The transcript has a single exon. NCBI's taxonomy places the organism in Eukaryota, Metazoa, Arthropoda, Insecta, Hymenoptera, Formicidae. The coding region runs from base 35 to 406 and encodes 123 amino acids.
GCUCGCUUCGAUACAGGCGUACGAAGGAUCGACUAUGCCACCGAAAGCUAGCGGUAAGGCCGUGAAGAAGGCCGGGAAGGCGCAGAAGAACAUCAGCAAAACCGAUAAAAAGAAGAAGAGGAAGAGGAAGGAGAGCUAUGCUAUCUACAUCUAUAAGGUGUUGAAGCAGGUUCAUCCCGACACUGGGAUCUCCAGCAAGGCUAUGAGCAUCAUGAACAGCUUUGUUAACGAUGUCUUCGAGCGCAUCGCGGCCGAAGCGUCGCGAUUGGCUCAUUACAACAAACGUUCCACGAUUACAUCUCGUGAGAUUCAAACUGCUGUAAGGCUCCUUCUGCCCGGCGAGUUGGCUAAGCACGCUGUUAGCGAAGGAACAAAGGCGGUCACCAAGUACACCAGUUCAAAGUGAACGUAUUGCGUAAACGGCCCUUUUCAGGGCCAACAAUAAUAUAACAUUGGAAGUUGUCGUAUCGUGAAAAUUGCCCUUUGAUUUGCUAACAAAAUAUCUGUAAAAGAAGAAUUUCAUUUUUUGAUAACAUAUUAAUGCAAAAUCGAUUAAAA